AUGAGCUACAUAGCCCUCGUACUCACGCACACAAACCUCUACUUUUCUGCACUUUAUGCUGAAACAGUCACGAACGGCAUAUACUCCGUGCUCUUUGUGCUAUGUUUGAUCAAACUUGCGCGCGACAAUAGCACGCCGCCACGCAAGGGCUUGAAAAUGCUGCUGCUCUGUCUGACUGUCAUCAUGUUCUGCGUCGGCACAGCGCAUUCCGCUAUAUUCCUACAACAGGCAUUAUCGUCAGCACAGGGCGUGAAAAGAGCAGACCCUCAAACCCAUGCGCGAUAUGAGUACACCAAAUUGUCGUUAGAGGUUGUGAAUUGCUUUCUUGGGGACCUAAUAAUCAUAUCGACCGCAUUGACUCUGGAAAAAGUCAUAGGGAAGACCAAGUCUCGCUCUCGCUCGCAUCUCGCCACGCUCUAUGCAGUUCCGACUCUACUUCUCGUCGCUUCCCUAGUCGCGGGCAUUGGAAUGGUCUGUACGUGUGGUGGCGCAGACGUCCUGUCCAGCAUCCUCAGUCCUGUCCAACGUGGUUGGCCUAGCGCUUGGAUAUCUCUGGUCUUGGCUACCAACUUGGUGUCAACCCUCGUUUUCGUCUAUGAAUUCGUCUCACGCUGCCUUAGGAAGGAACUCAAGGCCGAUAACAUGACUGUUAUUGGGGGAUCCCUCAAGGAGUUCUUCAUCACCCUGAUGUGUUCCGGUGCUCUCUAUUGCUGCACAUUCAUCGUGCUCCUAGUUCUCUUCAUGAUCGACUGCAAUGCCAGGUACAUUGUCAACCAUAUGAUACCUCAGCUCGCGGGUAUAUAUCCAACAGCUACUAUCGUUAUCGUCGCAUUUAGCACCAACGACCCUUCCAUACAACUCUCUCCUAUCAGCCGCUCAAUAAACAAACAGUCAUCGCGCCGGUUCCAUGAGGAUUUACCGCCCGUCAGUCCCACUAAACGCACCCGUUCUACACCACCAUCGAGCCCACACGGAGGAUCACGCAUGCUUUUGCCUCCCUUCAAGGGGCUGCUUACUCGAGCAUCAUGCUCACCUCGGCGCGCCUUCGAGUGGUGUAGGUCAAAGUUACGUGGCCCACAUCCCAUUUACCCCCGCAAGGAUUCUAGUAACUCCACGGCAACGUUGAAGGGCUCGGUUCGGGUGACUGUCGAUGUCGAGAGAAUUUACGACGAACCAUACGUGCCGAAAAGGACGACCUCUCUGCCCCUCCACGCCGACUUACGAGGCCUGAACGAUUACAAGUUGGAGACGUUCAAUGACGAGCGCACGAAACAGCGAUUGUCCAGACUCGCAGAUCCUGAUGAAGACGGAGUCUCACCGCUUGAAGCCUACAUCUGGGCUGAGGAGGGGCCCUAUCGCAGGUCGACUGACCAGGGAGGAGGAGAAUUUGAAUUCUUUUGGUGGAAGGGCAAUACCAGCAUGGAUACCGUGGCGUCGUUUCCUCGGGAGCACACCCACGGCGGCUCGAUGGCGGAGGCUGUUUAG
Molecule: messenger RNA, 1485 nt
Organism: Peniophora sp. CBMAI 1063
Lineage: Eukaryota; Fungi; Basidiomycota; Agaricomycetes; Russulales; Peniophoraceae
Source: the annotation of a GenBank genome assembly